UGUAUAUGGACGUAACCAAAACACCGUAAUUCAUUUUGUUACAGGAGGCCCCUCGGGUAUUGUGAAGGGGCUAUGUGGAACGAGUCUGUAGGCAUGCCCUGCCUCUUCUACCACCUUUAAACUCUCCUAUAGACUUCUACAUUCCCGGGAGGAUUAUCAGGGACUUAUCAGUGGGUGAUAAGCUGGAUAAUUACCACCUGAUGAGGUGAUUAUCACUCGACACCAGUUUGGCCACCUGUUGAUUUUUGAUGACAGAUCCGGGAUACACAAGGUGACAUGUGAACGACGGUCUGGAACAAACUGUCAAACUAAGGAUACAAAGGACAAGAAGAUGAAGUAAAUGACAACAAUGCUCAAGGGCAGGUCAGGUGGAGGAGCAAGCUUGACAGAAGGCCAGCCCAAACACAGGGGUUCAAAGAUCAGUCCCAGGAAAAGAACAGUUCCUCAGCGUGUGCGGGCCAGUUCUGCUAAGCAGCAGCGUGUGGGGGCCGUGCCAGAGUUCUCCCUACUGCUGGUGUCAGCAACAGACACAUCCAUACAUGUGCAGUGGCCGACACCGGGGAAACUGGGUGUGGGGAGUAUACGACACAUUCAGGUGCAAUGGAGCAGUGCGACGUGUCCAAAGGUAAAACAGACUAUACUGCCAGCAAGGGAGACAAGCUUUGUGAUUGGCCACUGCCAGCCUGGUGUUGUGCACUUUGUAAGGGUGCUGCUGGUUGGUGGAUUGCUGGAGAAGGCAGUUGUUUGUAAGUCCCGACAGCUGACAGUGGAGACGGUUGGUCCUCCUGAUCCACCUGUAGUACGUGUCAGGAGUUGCAUGUUCUAUGGAAUCACAGUAGAGUGGAGCAAACCUAGAACGUACGGUGCCUCGGAGCUGUGUGGGUAUGACGUGUACAUAGACAGGGAGUUUGUGGCCAAGUUUCAGCCUCAUCAGCAUUGGUACAUGUACCGACUGGGGAACCCUUGUCAGCAGUAUGCCUUCCAGGUCCAGGCAAUUUCCAGACAGGGAGAGCACGAGUUCUACAGCAGCCGGUCUGCACCUGUGAAGGCCACCUGGCCAGGUGUGAAGCCACCUGAAGUGACCAGGGCACUUGCUGACAGGACGCGUGCCAUCGGGGUCAGGUGGGACGACCCUGAACUCACAGCUGUGGGGUCAAGGUCACUGGAUUCAAGGUAG
Molecule: messenger RNA, 1177 nt
Organism: Branchiostoma belcheri (Belcher's lancelet)
Lineage: Eukaryota; Metazoa; Chordata; Leptocardii; Amphioxiformes; Branchiostomatidae
Exons: 7
Coding region: 341-1177 (278 amino acids)
Molecular function (GO): protein binding
Source: RefSeq, a predicted model, not a curated record